GGAGCCCGGGAGCAGAAUGAGUCUGGAUCAGGGGUCUGAGAGCGGAGCAGACUCUCUCCGUCUCCCGAUGGAGCUCAGAGCUGUGGUGUUCGGGGGGAAGUUUGCCGGGAAGACCACGCUGAUUAAUGCCGUAUUUGGAAAGGGUUUCCUGCUGACAAAGAAGAGGACUGCUCAGUGUGAGAAGGUACAGGGAAAUGUGUGUGGAAGAAAGCUGACGUUGGUUGACACUCCAGGCUGGUGGAAACAUUUUCCAUUGAGCGACACUGCAAACUUUCUGAAAAAGGAGCUUGUUCAAGGAGUUUCUUUUUGCAAGCCAGGACCCCACGCGAUCCUAUUGGUCAUCGAGAUCGACAUUCCAUUCACAGAGAAGCACAGGACAGCUGCAGUGGACCACCUUGCACUCCUCGGUGACCAGAUCUGGACACAGACUCUUGUGCUGUUCACUAGAAGCCGCUCUCUGGGGAACAGAACUAUUGAGGAGCACAUUGAAAAAGAGGGAGAAGCUCUAAAGUGGCUGAUAGAGAGAUGUGGCAACAGAUAUCAUGUCUUUGACAGUACAGUCUUAGACAAUACAUCUCAGGUGAAACAGCUGCUGGAGAAGAUUGAGGGCAUGGUGCAAAUAAAUGAUGGUGCUCAUUUCCAAAUUGAGACAAAGAUACUGGAGGAGGCUGCAGAGUGGAAGACAACUGUGAUGACCAGAGCAGAGUCCAGAAAGAGAAAACAACAAGAACGACUUGACAAAGAGGAGCUGAGAAUUGCGUUGCUGGGUUGGGUGGUUGCUGGGAAGAGUUCAGCUGGAAAUACCAUCCUUAACAAAAAAGUGUUUGUUACUGAUCAAAGUACUCUUAAAUGUCAAAGUGGACAUGGGGAAGUGGAUGGAAGAUCAGUAACUGUGCUCGAUACACCCAGCUGGUUUAAGUACUUUCCUGCUCAGUACACGCCAGCAUGGAUAAAGUCUGGAAUUUUUAAUGGUGUAUGUCAGACUCUCACCCCCCCGCAUUGCAUACUUCUAGUGAUUCCUGCAGAUACAUCAUUCCACGAGGAACAGAGAAAAGUCAUUGAAGAGAAUAUGAGCUUACUUGGAGAGCAGGUGUGGAAACACACCAUUUUACUUUUCACAUCAGGUGACAUACUUGGAGACGUGACCAUAGAGCAGCACAUUGAGAGUGAAGGUGAAGCUCUGCAGUGGGUGGUCGAGAAAUGUGAGAACAGAUAUCACAUCUUCAACAAUGAGGAGAGAGAGAAUCGUGUUCAGGUUACGGAGCUGCUCCAGAAGAUUGAUCAGAUGAUGGCUCAAAACAGUUCAUUCCAACCGAAUACUGACACGACUGGUGGAAUUCAGACAAAGCAAGAAGAACAUGCACAAAUAGAGACUACUGAUGAAUAUAACCUACAGGAUAUUGUCCAAUUCGUGGAUGAGGAAUGGAGAAGAAGGGACAAGGAGCUUUGGAAAAGGGUUUCAAAGGUGAUGAAGGACAUAAAGGCACAAAGGGGAAGUAUGGAUUUCCCUCUUGACCUGAGUGAGACGAGAUUAAACACAGAGACAGAAGACCACACUGAUGAGAAAGUGUCUCAAACAGAGGCAACAGAGUUCUGCUAUGUAGGAGCAGUUCAGGAUGAGGCUAAAAGCAGCCUGAAACUCAAGGAUCACAUUAAAGAGAUGCUUGAUCGGGAGUGGAGCAGACGAGAAGAGGCAGUGAUGGGAAGAUUUCUGGAAAUGUUGAGCGAGCUCAGACAUGUAGGCGAAACGUGUUUAAACACUGAGACAGGGGACAGCGUUGAUGAGGAAGUGACUCAAACAGAGUCCUGCAAUGUAGGAACGGUUCAGGAUGAGGCUGAAAGCAGCCUGACACUGAAGGAUCAGAUUAAAGAGAUGCUUGAUCGAGACUGGAGCAGACGAGAAGAGACACUGAUGGGGAGAUUUCUGGAUAUAUUGAGCAAUCAGGCAUGGGAGAUCCAGUCUGAUCCAACUGACGAUGACAAAGAAAGAGCCCAAACCAAAGUCUCGCAGUGGUUACAGAAGUACUCUGAAGGAUAUUCGUCGGCUUCAAGCAGUGUUCAGUCACACAACUGACGUUUCGGGGACCUUUUUUGACCAGAUUAAUCACGACUACCAUAACGAAACGUGUAAUCAAUCCUGCUGUACUGUGUUUCUGUAAUUUAAAGGGGAAUUCCAAUUUUCUGAUUGAUUUAGACUUUGAGACAUAAACAGUCAUUCAGAGUGAUUCUCUGUCAAGAGUCACAUUUCCUUACAGUGCUGUCAGAUUUGUUUACAGGGGUCAGCAUGACUCAGCACAAAUAUAACCAGUUUAUUCACCAUGUAAAAUUACCACUGAACCUACACGAUUCUUCUGAGUUUUAUGUGGAAUAUUUAUGCUAAAACUGACAAUCUGAAAAAUCUGCUUUUUUUGGGGCUUAUUUUGCCUCACAACACCCUUCAUGUAUCCCUUCACCAUGAAUGGAUUAAAGGGGACCUAUUGUGCUUUUCCGGGUUUUCUCCAGAAACCUUAGACCUACAGCAGAGCAGAUGGGCAGACGUCUCACGCUGUGCUUGUUUUGGCCAGCAGAGGGCGAAGCUACUGUCUACUAACCACUUCUACUCUCUCGCCUAGUUUUAAAUAAGGCUGCUGUGUAAAACUCCAAAAGCUCACAAGUGUCCAGUGAGUCCAGGGGUUAAAGCAGGGGUGGAGUUAUGGGACUGAAUGGCACCACCAGGUGAUUGGUGGGCUCUGAUUUGUACAGGCAGACAUAUGACUUAUGGCAUAUGCUGUCUGUCCAGCUGCCUAGGGUUUGGAUACUGGGGCUACAGCUGCAGGCUCGCUUUUUACUGCCCGAGUGUUUAAUGUGGAUUUAAAUUAUGGGCUUAAUAUCUCAAACUUUCAUAAAUGUAUAAAUAAACAAACUGUGCUGAA
Molecule: messenger RNA, 2912 nt
Organism: Pygocentrus nattereri (red-bellied piranha)
Lineage: Eukaryota; Metazoa; Chordata; Actinopteri; Characiformes; Serrasalmidae
Product: GTPase IMAP family member 8-like
Exons: 8
Coding region: 17-2074 (685 amino acids)
Molecular function (GO): GTP binding
Source: RefSeq, a predicted model, not a curated record